AUGCACUACACAGCCGUCCAGGAUUUUAUCAUGCACCCGUAUUGUACCCACGUCCAGAGCGAGGCAUGCUACCUAGACACCCUGUGCGCUUCACAGACAUUGCACCGUGAAAAGCACCACUUCGACGAAAUGAACAGUGAUCACACCACUGGGUUGAAGGCAACAACCCGGGGGCCCAUUUCUCCUCCGGCUAUACCUACAAAGCAAACGACGACUCCGCACCCAUUCCUAGAUGGGUACACCCCAAACUUCGACGUGAAACGACGCAAACAUCCUCGUCUAGGAGGGGAGUCUGAGGAAACACCAUUGAAACCGGUGGAAGGACCUCUCAAAAUUCGCCUUCGUGUAUCCCCUUCCAUGAGCGCACGUUUAGUCGUUCGCAGAAAUGCCGCGAAAGCCAAUGCUCGGUCAUACAAUCUCUUUGGAGUUAGCCCUUUUCGUUCUACUUCCACCGUCGCUGCCGUUAUGGCCCCGGUGCGAUCUCGGAGGAUUUACGGAGGACUUCCGUAUCGCCGUCCCACCUCCGUCCCUCGUCUUUGCGGAGUUAUUGGUCUGCAGCGUCCAGGUCGGCAACCGGAGCCGAACAAAUCAACAAUUGACGCGAACGUGGAGAAAGAGAAGGUUAUCCUUCGUAUUCGGAUCCCGGAACAUAUGCGGGGGGUCAAGCUUCAUUGA
Cantharellus anzutake is the source of this 675-nucleotide messenger RNA. RefSeq lists its product as uncharacterized. Lineage: Eukaryota; Fungi; Basidiomycota; Agaricomycetes; Cantharellales; Hydnaceae. The transcript has 2 exons. Bases 1 to 675 code for a protein of 224 amino acids. The record is from RefSeq and is a predicted model, not a curated record.